Messenger RNA from Panicum hallii, 700 nucleotides. RefSeq lists its product as uncharacterized. Bases 125 to 508 code for a protein of 127 amino acids. The record is from RefSeq and is a predicted model, not a curated record. The transcript has 2 exons. NCBI's taxonomy places the organism in Eukaryota, Viridiplantae, Streptophyta, Magnoliopsida, Poales, Poaceae.
UAAACCAUGCACUCAUGCAAUAGCUCUGUUUGGGAAACUAAAAGAACUUAACAUUGAGAACUUUGUAGAUGACUACUAUUCCGUAGAGAGGUUCAAAGCAGCUUAUCAGUUUGUGGUCACUCCAAUGGGUGACAAGAGUCAUUGGCCAAAAUUUGACCUGGGGUUUAAAAUGAUUCCUCCAAAGUUGGAAAGGCCUCCUGGUAGACCAAGGAAGAAAAGAAUAAAGGCUAGUGGAGAGGCAGGGAAAAGAGGCCCAUAUCAAUGCAAAAAGUGCUUUCAGUUUGGACACAUAGAAAAAGGUUGCAAUGCUACUCAAGCUGAAAAGAGCUUCCGCCACCGCUUGAAUGCUGAGCCAUCCCAAAAUGCCGCUGAUCCAAAAGUGAUGUCCAGUCCAGGUGUAACAACAAGAAGCAUGUCUUCUCUUUCUCCAACCAGCCCAGGUCCUACAACAAGAAGGAUGGCAUCCAUCUCCCCUGGAGGAAUUAAUCGAAUGCUCAUUAUUAGCUAGAUUUAUUAGCUGCCAUUCUCUAUUUUGUGAGUGAAUUACCUGUCAUUCUCUAUUUUGUGAGUGAGCAUGGCCGUGCAAGUGGGGGGCUUUUGUGCAACUCUAUGUGGUAUAGCUAUUUUGCCGCUAUGCAACACUAUGCCAGAUUGUGGUACUUCUAUCGUGAUCUUGUCAUAACUUGUUUUUUGAUGCAGU